GUUUGUCGCCACGCAAGUGUUCCACGUAAAAUGUAUCGCAAAAAGCAGAGUGGCAGGGCGAUUUUGGAGGAAUCUGAGCGGAAGCAGCGGGUCUCGAUCAGGUGACCAGCUGGGCCGGCAUGUGUAGGUAGGAAUGCGCAACUUAAUGACUUCAGCCGCUCGAUGCCGCAUGCGCCCACCUCCAGCCAUUGCAUUGCUUGCUUGUAUCAAAAGAGGAGGCACCGCACCGCUCCGUGCAGACCACUAGCCAAGAUAACAUUGCUGCAGAAACAGCUCGUCCGACCGAAUCCUGUCAUCCACAAACAUGCCAGAGUCCGCCACAUCGUACAUGAACGGCUUCUCGAAGGACGCGACAAGCGAGGGCCACGUCGGGCAGACGUUCCUAUUCUCCUCGGAGAGCGUCGGCGAGGGCCACCCCGACAAACUAUGCGACCAGGUGAGCGAUGCCGUUUUGGACGCUCACCUCCGGCAGGAUCCGAACGCUAGGGUGGCCUGCGAGUGCGUCACCAAGACGGGCAUGAUCAUGCUGGUGGGCGAGAUCACCUCCAAGGCAAGCGUGGACUACAACAAGGUGGUGCGGGACACGAUCCAACACAUCGGCUACGACGAUUCGUCCAAGGGCUUUGACUACAAGACCUGCAGCGUGCAGUUGGUGCUGGACGAGCAAUCGCCCGAGAUAGCCAGCGGCGUGCACCUGAACCGCUCUGACGACGACAUCGGCGCAGGCGACCAGGGCCUCAUGUUCGGCUACGCCACUGACGAAACCGAAGAGUGCAUGCCGCUCACGGUCGUGCUCGCCCACAAGCUCAACGAGAAGCUGUCCGAGCUGCGCCGCAAUGGCACGCUCUGGUGGGCCCGGCCCGACUCGAAGACUCAGGUCACCUGCGAGUACAAGUUCGACGGCGGCGCCUGCGUCCCCCAGAGGGUGCACACCGUCGUCGUCUCUGCUCAACACAGUGAGAAGGUGACGCGGGACCAAGUUCGCAAGGACGUGAUGGAGUUGGUUGUCAAAUCCGUCAUCCCUGACAAGUAUCUGGACGCGAACACUGUUUACCACAUCAACCCGUGCGGUGACUUCAUCAUCGGCGGCCCGCAAGGCGACGCCGGCCUCACUGGCCGCAAAAUCAUCGUGGACACGUACGGCGGGUGGGGUGCGCACGGUGGCGGCGCCUUCUCUGGCAAGGACUUCACCAAGGUGGAUCGCUCGGCGGCGUACGCGGCGCGUUGGGUGGCAAAGUCGCUGGUUAAGGGUGGCGUGUGCCGCCGCUGCCUCGUGCAGGUCUCGUACGCUAUAGGCGUGGCCCAGCCAUUGUCCAUCACCGUCUUCGACUACGGCACCUCUGGCAAAACGGAAACCGAGCUGCUUGACAUCGUCAACAAAAACUUUGACCUGCGGCCGGGCCACAUCGUCAAGGAUUUGAACCUGCGUAACCCGAUCUACCAGCGUACUAGCACCUACGGACACUUUGGACGCGACAUCUUCCCAUGGGAGCAGCCCAAGCAGCUGAUUCUAUGAUGAGGAGCUGACAGAUUUCCUUCUCUCAGAGACCAUUGUGACUUUUAUUCCUUUCCUCAUGUUUAUUCGACACCCUCCUGAUCUUUUGUAUGGCGGAUUAGUAUUUUUUUCGCGGCUCUCAAUUCCGGUCGCAAGACGCUCUUUUGCUGUCAUGCUCCACCACGAUGAAACUCGAAAGUAUCAAUUCAAAAGUGCUUUUUCACAACCCCCGAAUUUUAACGCUCUCUCCUUUAGGGAAGAGGAAGUUUUUCUUAGUGUUAUUAUCAUCAGUUAACUAUUUUGCACGCGAACGACUUGAGUGAUAAUUUAAAACCGCACCAUUAUGAGGCACACUGUCUGUAUGAGUAUUAUGGAAGAUUUGUUAGUAUUACUACUAAAGUGUAUGAACUUAAGCUGGAUAUCAAAUUGGUAUUAAUUGAGCAGUAUUACGACGAACUUAAAUAAAACCAAAUCUUAGCUGGAAA
Molecule: messenger RNA, 1980 nt
Organism: Cloeon dipterum
Lineage: Eukaryota; Metazoa; Arthropoda; Insecta; Ephemeroptera; Baetidae
Product: S-adenosylmethionine synthase-like
Exons: 2
Coding region: 305-1516 (403 amino acids)
Biological process (GO): S-adenosylmethionine biosynthetic process
Cellular component (GO): cytosol
Molecular function (GO): methionine adenosyltransferase activity; ATP binding
Source: RefSeq, a predicted model, not a curated record